AUGGAAUCGAACGUGCAUGACGGAGAGGCGAAUUCGGAGAACCAAGCAUUCUCGGCGAGCGAUAUGCAGAAAUUCGCACGCAUGAUGGCCCAAUUCAACGCGUUUCAAGCACAAGCAUCAAGAUCCAACACGAAUUUGCUGCAAGAUUCGUCUAGUCACUUCUAUUUGCACCCUAGCGAAACUCCUGGAAUUUCACUCACCGAUGCUCCAUUAACCACCUCGAACUACCAUUCGUGGUCAAGGUCAGCGACACUUUCACUCAAUGCGAAGAACAAACUCCGAUUUAUCGACGGAACCCUAGUGAAGCCAGAGAGGGACGACCCUUCCUUCGGAGCCUGGGAUCGCUGUAAUACAUUUGUUCUGUCAUGGCUACACAGAUCUCUCAGUCCAGAAAUUCUCCAGAGCGUCUUAUGGUGCAACAACGCUUACGAGCUAUGGAUGGACCUGAGGCACAGAUUCGAUCAAGGGGACUUGUUCAGAAUAGCAGAUCUGGAAGAAGAAUUGUUUUCGUUGAGACAAGGUGAACUCACCAUCACUUCUUACUAUACUAAGUUGAAGAGUAUUUGGGAGGAAUUAGAUGAGUUUAGACCUAUUGCAAUGUGUUCUUGCCUUCAUAACUGUGAAUGUGGAAAGAAUCUAGAAAUGAUUAAAGAGUACAGAGAGCAGUCCCAUGUAAUUAGGUUCCUUCGAGGAUUGAAUGAUCAAUACGCGAAUGUACGUUCCCAACUCAUGCUUGUAACAUCCCCCCAACUGUAG
Molecule: messenger RNA, 756 nt
Organism: Arachis ipaensis
Lineage: Eukaryota; Viridiplantae; Streptophyta; Magnoliopsida; Fabales; Fabaceae
Source: RefSeq, a predicted model, not a curated record